AUGGCUGAAAUUGUCCGGCAGUCGUUGUCCUCGCUCAACUAUCGUCUUGGCCGUCAUGAACCUCUUAUUUUGGUCAUAGUCUCCGCAACAUCCACAUAUAUUCUCCUGAAAGCCCAUCGAUUUUGGAGCAAAUCGGAGAAAUCGUUGUGGGAGCGCUUCAAAUCCUCGAUUUUCGCGCAAUUCCGCAAACUCCCGGCGGUGCAACGCAAAAUCGCCGAAGAAAUGGGACCCACACUCAAGAGCAUUCAACAUUCCAUUCAUGGGUGCGACGAAUCGAACGAAUUUUUGACCGAAAUCCCCGGAAAAGCCGGCGGAAUCGAGGAGAUUGUGAAAAAAGCCGCCGAAUACGCCGGAAUGAACAAGAAAUUCGAUUACAAAUCGGGUCGGAUUAGUGGUACGGUGUAUACAGACAUUAGUGAAGAGCAUUUGAAUGUUCUUACUGAGGUAAGAAAAGUUUUAUUUUGGAUUUUUUCAAAUUUUAGGCUAAUUUUUCGGUUUUUUGGUGAUUUUUCCAAAAUUUUAGACGAUUUUUGGCAAGAUGUUGUAAUGUAAAACUGUAAAAUUUAUAGAUCUUUCGACAAUACGCCUUCUCCAACCCAUUGCAUCCGGAUAUUUUCCCUGGGGCUCGAAAAAUGGAAGCCGAAAUCAUCAAAAUGGUCGCCAGCUUGUAUCAUGGUGAUGAUAGCACCUGCGGGACGGUAAGAAAUUUUCUAGAAUAGCCUUAUCAGCCUACAUUUUAAUUAUCCUACUCAAUUAUAGUAAACUUACAUAUAGAUUUUAAAAUUUUUUAUAUUAUAGAUGACCUCCGGCGGCACGGAAUCGAUUCUUUUGGCCUGUUUAGCCCAUCGAAACCGCGCUCAAGCCAAGGGAAUUGACGAUCCAGUAAUUGUAGCCCCAAUUACUGCCCAUGCCGCGUUUGAAAAGGCCGCUCAUGUCCUUGGAAUCCGAAUCAGACAUGUCAAGGUGAAUGAAGAUGGAAAAGUUUGCCUAAACGCCUUGAAAAAGGCAAUUUCUAGUGAUACUUGUAUGGUAAGUAGUAUUUAAAAAAAAUUGUAGUUACAGGGAGGCUUAAUUUUUAUUUUUGGAGGAAGUUUUUUUUACCAGUUUUGCACCGUGCAAAAAAAUUUUUAAUUUUUGUUGAUUGCACUGUGCAGAAGUCGAAAAAUUUUUUGCACUGUGCGGAAAUAAACGUGAUGUCGAUUUUUCAAUGAGACAAAAAAGUUUAGAAAUUCAGGAUACAGCAAGCAAAAUGAAAAUUUUGAAAAAUUCAUCCGCACUGUGCAGUUUUCAAAUUCUUUUUGAAUGCGCCGUGCAAAAGAAAAGUUUUGUAUUUUUUGCACUGUGCAUUGGAAGAAAAACAACUAGUUGGCAAUUUUAUUGUCAAUAGAUUGUAUUCGAAAUUUUUCUCAAAUUGAAAAAUCCCAAAAAUUUUUUGACUGCACAGUGCAAUUUGAAAAUUUUAAAAUCUGCACUGUGCAGUUUUCAAAAAUUUUUUGAUUGCACCGUGGAAAAGAAAAAAUUUUGGGGCUAAGGUAGUACAACUCGCCAGCCCAGUUCAGCCCCCCUGGACCCAGUAUAAACCCCCUCAUCCAAUCUGAAGCGCCUACUCGGGAUUGGGUUCUCUCGGCUACGAUCAUCGUUGCCUGGGGGCUGAACUAUCAAAGCCCCAAAAUUUUUUUGUUGUUUUUGCACUGUGCAAUGAAAAAAAUCAAUUAGAGGACGAUUCUGUCGUCAAUAGAUUGGAUUCGAAAUUUUUCUCAAAAAUCGCAAAAAUUUUUAGACUGCACAGUGCAGUUUGAAAAUUUUAAAAAUCUGCACUGUGCAAUCAAAUUUUUUUUGAGUUCGAUUUCCAAACAAGAAUGUGAAGUAAAUUUCAGUUGGUCGGGAGUGCUCCCAAUUUCCCCACAGGCUCGGUCGACCCGAUUCCAGAGAUCGCCGCCCUAGGCGAAAGAUACGGGAUUCCGGUCCAUGUGGACGCUUGUCUGGGCGGAUUUUUGAUCCCAUUUAUGGAAGAGAACGGAUUUGACAUUCCGUUGUUCGAUUUUAGACUGAAAGGGGUGGCUAGCAUCUCAUGUGAUACACAUAAGGUAAGAUUUUUGGUGAUUUUUUUGAUGGAAAAAUUGGGUUUUUUGAAGAAAAAUUUAAAUUUUUACAAAAAAUCUUGUUUUUCGGCAAAUUAAAAUAAGUUUUUUUUCGAAAAUUUUUCGCUUUUUAUUAUAUUUAUCUAAUUUCUUGGGAUGAGACAAAAAAUUUUUUGGGAAAUGAAAUUUUUUUACAAAUGAAAAAAAAUUUCCAAAAACCAAUUUUUAGUACGGUUACUGUCCAAAAGGAUCGUCCACGAUUCUCUAUCGUUCCACCGAAUACCUCCACCAUCAAUAUUUCUCCAUCACCGAGUGGCCCGGAGGCAUCUACGCCACUCCAACCAUUGCCGGAAGCCGCGCCGGCCUAAACAUCGCCCUUUCUUGGGCCACCCUCCUCUAUUUCGGGCGUGAACAAUACUCCCAACGCGCCAAGCAGAUCCUCGAUUUCGCCAAGUACCUGUCCUAUAGGAUCCCGCUGAUUUCCGGCCUCAAAUUGGCCGGGAAUCCGGACGUUUCGGUGGUCGCCUUCAAGUCCGAUGAAUACAAUAUUUAUGCCGUUGGGGAUGCGUUGAAUGCGAAGGGAUGGAAUCUGAAUGCAUUGCAGAAACCAGCAUCGUAAGUGGGAAAGAAAGGGAUAGUUUUUAGGCGAUUUUUGAAAAAUCAGGUUUUCGUGGUGGGACACAAAAAAAAUUAAAAAAUCUAUAAAGUCAAAAUGUCUUGCUUUAAAAGGUCCGAUAAAUAAGAUUUUAGGAAAGCGCGCAUAGUCUUCCGAAUAAUUAUUGACGAUUUUUCAAAAAUUCAAGUUUUCGUGGUGGUACACAAAAAAUUAAAAUUUUCAGUAAAAUCAAAGUAUUUUACUUUAGGAGGCCCGUUAAAUAAUAUUUUAGGAAAGAGUUUUUAGUUUUCCGACUAAUUAUUGACGAUUUUUCAAAAAUCCAGGUUUUCGUGCCAGGACCAAAAAUUGCGAAAUUUAGUCGAAAGGUUCUGCCAAAAAGCUAGGCCAAUCCUUGAAGCUAAGAAAAAAACAUUUACUAUUUUAGAAUCCACUUUUGCCUGACCUUCAACCAAGCCCGCAAGGAAGUUAUCGACGAAUUCCUCGAGGAUUUGAAGACGGUUUGCGCCGAAGUCCAAGCCCGUCCGGACAAAGGCGGUAAGUCCGAUACGGCCGCGAUCUACGGAGUCGCCGGCUCAGUCCCGGACCGAAGCCUGGUCGAUGAGGUUGCUUUCGCCUACCUGGACACUUGUUAUGCCCCGCCCACUCUUCACUAA
Messenger RNA from Bursaphelenchus xylophilus (pine wood nematode), 3350 nucleotides. Lineage: Eukaryota; Metazoa; Nematoda; Chromadorea; Rhabditida; Aphelenchoididae. The record is from the annotation of a GenBank genome assembly.